This is a messenger RNA of Labrus bergylta (ballan wrasse), 6241 nucleotides long. The record is from RefSeq and is a predicted model, not a curated record. Lineage: Eukaryota; Metazoa; Chordata; Actinopteri; Labriformes; Labridae.
UAUAAACCGCACAUUAUUAAUUCUUCUACCCAAAUGUACGUGUGGAUAAAUGCACUGUAGCCUAUAUUAAAAUGAAAAUGUGUCAUUAUUUUUCACAUUUUGGCUGCAUAAUUCAACGAAUGGGCCUAUUAUAAAAUAUUGAAAUAAUUUAGAGGUCUAAAAACAUUUUUUUUUAAAACAAAGCACAAUCAAUGGACAGACAUUUUGGUAAUCUGACACCAUGCACAUUAGUGCGAAGGUUCAUGCUGUAAUUUGGACACAGAAAGAAUGGAUGAGAGCGAGAGAGAGAGAGAGGGAGAUAGAGAGAGAGAGAGAGAGAGAGGGGAGGGGAAAAAGCCAUCCUCUCCUGUGAAUCCAUCAGUGGCAGGCAAGAGACGGAUGAAAGCUCUCCUCCCUCCAGCCCUGUUGCAUCCAUCUAUUCGGUUACUCAUCCAUCCUUCUCUCUAUCCAAUCGUUCAUCCUCAAGGGCGUCACACAGGGGGUUGACGAGACCCGACGGAGAGGUGCAUACAUGCGUGCAUGCAUGUUUGCGUAGAUCCUCAUUGUAUGUAGGCUGCGUUAUAGCGUCUGCACUGCGCGUGGAUCCGCUGUCAUGAGGAGCUGAAACAGAAACGACAGGAGGAUGAAAAUGCUCCGGUUUCGCAGCCCCAGCAUCCGCUCCUUGGACCAGGAGGUCCUGUGCACGAUCAGGUUACUUGACGACUCCGAGAUCUCCUGCAGCAUCCAGAGGGACACCAAAGGUCAGUUCCUGUUGGAUCAUGUGUGCAACCACUACAACCUGCUUGAGAAAGACUACUUCGGUAUUCGAUACGUGGACCCCGAGAAACAGAGGCACUGGCUGGAGCCCAAUAAACCCGUGGUGAGACAGAUGAAGUCAGCUCAGCAGCCGUACAUGAUGUGUUUCCGGGUCAAGUUUUAUCCUCACGAGCCAAUGAAAAUCAAGGAGGAGCUAACAAGGUAUCUCCUGUACCUCCAGCUGAAGAGAGACAUCUACCAUGGUCGUCUUCUCUGUCCUUUUGCUGAAGCUGCAUAUCUGGGAGCGUGCAUCAUACAGGGUGAGCUAGGGGACUACGACCCAGAGGAGCACCCAUCAGACUAUAUCAGAGACUUCAAGUUGUUCCCAAAACAGUCCCUCAAAUUGGAGAGGAAGAUUAUAGAAAUACACAAGAACGAGCUGAGGGGUCAGUGUGCUUCUUUUGCAGAGUUGAACAUGCUCCAAAGAGCUCAUAGCCUGGAGACGUACGGAGUUGACCCUCACCCCUGCAAGGAUUUCACAGGCUCCACAGCGUUCCUCGGAUUCACAGCCACAGGUUUUGUGGUCUUCCAGGGGAACAAGAGGAUCCACCUCCUCAAAUGGAACGAUGUGAGCAAGCUGAAGUUUGAGGGGAAAACCUUUUACGUCAUCGGGAUUCAGAAAGAGAAGAAACUGGUGUUGACAUUUCACACAUCGACCCCUGCAGCGUGUAAGCACUUAUGGAAGUGUGGGGUGGAGAACCAGGCCUUUUACAAGUGUGCAAAGUCGAGUCAGAUAAAGACAGUUUCCAGCAGCAACAUCUUCUUCAAAGGCAGCAGGUUCAGAUACAGUGGAAAAGUAGCAAAGGAGGUGAUAGAAGCCAGCUCUAAGAUCCAGAGAGAGCCACCAGAGGUGCGCAGAGCCAUGUUCGGUCAGAGUCGAAGCUUUAACUCUCUGAGCCAUAAAAACCUCAUCAUGAACAUGGAGCCGCUGGUACCUGCACUGCCCUCCACCAACGAGUACGAGGAGCCGGCCACAGACAACGGUGUCGUAGCCAUGAAGGACUCCGUCCCUUUGUCUCCUCUCAAACCUUCAGUUGCAACCGCUGACACACAGCAACAAAACACUGACGGAGGAGGAAACUCUGCUUCGAGCAAUGACCUGCAGCCCUCCCGUGUUUCCAUGGAAACCUCAAAUCUCCGACCUCAGACGCCCAAAGCCAAUGAUGAAGCAGAGGAAGACAAGGAGGGCGGCGGCCCCCUCACCAUUUCGGAGCUCGUCUACAGCCCCUGUGCCAGCAUGUUGCCCACCCCUGUGGAAGACAGUGAGGGCGGGGUGGACCUCCUCUUCUCCUCCCCGGUGCAGAGCCGCCGGCUACUGAGGGAGCUUCACUCAGACCCGGAUAUCCAGGCCCAGCUGGAGGCCGAGAGGGAGCGGGACCGGGCCUACGAGCGCACGCGCCUGGCGUCGAGAAGCAGAGUGAGCGGCGUCCUGAGCAGCAGCCUGCGCCUGCUGUCGUCCAAUGAGAGAGUCAACACGUGCGUGCUCAGCGUGGCCCGCUUCGUCGCCGUGGUGAUGGGCGUGCUGCUUGUCACUGUGCCCACGUUGCUGCUGCUGCUGGAGUCAGACAUUGACGUGUCGUUCCUUCACGAGAUCCGCCAGACGCCGGAGUUUGAGCAGUUUCACUACGAGUAUUACUGCCCGCUGCGGCGCUGGAUCCUGUGCAGGAUCAGCAUGGCCAUGGAGCACCUGUGGUCAGACUGAAGAGAGAGAGAGAGAGAAGUCACUGCAGGGAAACAAAUAAAGUCAAAUGUUUGUCUUAACACGUAAAUAUGAUCUUAUAUUCAGUUUCAACAGCAGGAGAGAGAGUCUGCCAAUAGGACGAGAGCAUUUUCACAUCAGUUAAUUUGGACGGUUUAUAAGAUUUCAGUCAACCGGUCAAAGAGAAACGAUAUAUUUGAUUGAAUAACCCUGACAAAAGUAGAUUUGUUUCACCUCAUUGGCAGCAUCUUUUACUGUCUUUAAGAAACGAGAGAUGAAAGAGAAAUAACAUUUCACUUAUAGGAUCCAAUUAUGUGUUACGACAAACAUUUAUGGCGGUGAUGGACUUCACAGAAAAAGGCAAAAAAAAUACUGCAAGUGUAAAAGGAAGAGCCAGAUUAUGGAAACAGUUUGUGUUAAUUAAAGAUGAGGGAAGCAACGGACGGAGAGAAAGUCACAAAAAGUAGUUGGUUUGGUUUGAUAGAAGUUGUUUUCGGUCUAUUUGCUCCUGAUGCUGAUCAGCUGAUGCACCGACUCUGGUAAACAUCACCAACCGCUCUGAUUGGUUCUCGCCCACAGAGCGGAGCACCCGGUUGGUCGUACAGCCUUGUCAGUCAUGACGGAGUGGGAGGGGACAGAAGGUUAAAGGAUUGAUUUGUCACUGAACGCAAAAAUAGCCACCAUCAGAGUUACAUUCUAUAUAUAUUUAAAAACAGAAGAGAAAUAUUGAUAAUGAAUACCAAUCUUAAAUAAGUUGUUUUUAACGUUUUGUACAUUUUUAUGUGAUCCAGAUCUUUCAGGAAUUUUUCAGUCAGAGGAUCUACUUUGAGCUUAUUUUCAAAUUAACAGUUUACAGAAGAUUACUAAAAUAAAAAAAAAAGUAAAUUUAUUGACGUUUAUCGAGGUGAUGGGUGUCGAGCUAUUUUUUCAGACUACCGUCAGCGUUGGUUGACCGCGUAGCACCCUGGGGUGUUUCCUACAGAGGCUAGAGCACAAAUCUUUUACACAGACCACAGAUUACAACUGUUUCAGAUUAUGUGAUGUCAUUUUAGGGGGGAAAAAAAGGAGGGCAGCAGGAGGGAAACUUCAGUGUGUUUGAGACGAGAAAACGUGUGUGUUUUAUUGAACGUCUUCUGAACUUCAUGUCAUGCUCACUAAUUAAGGCUAUUAGUGCGUCCUUCAGAGUUUUUAAACAGAGCGUUGUGACGUUUUGACGUAAAGAAGAAGAAAAGUUACCCAUGAGCUAAUGUGGAGCGGUGUUGAAACAGUGAGUUAAAGUGUGAUUCAGGGUUUGAUGUUGAAUGCACUGUUGAAGUAAUGCUCAGAGGAACAGGGGCGUCUGCUGUCUGGACUUUGUCUAAUGAAGCAAACAAAAGAGAGACAGCAGGAGUUCAGCUGCAGGCAUUUAGCUUACGAGGCAGACCCUCAUGUUAGUCACCAAAUCAAAACUAGAAAUGAUUUGUAGCCAUUUCUAAGAAGAUCUGUUUUACCAUCCUGCAUCCUGUUUGUCAUUCAAACCACCGCAGCUGUUUGAAGAUUAUGACAGACUACAUGGCAGUAUUUUCACAUCUUACUGUCAGUGUUAGACAAAGUUUCUCGGGAGUAAUACGCUCUAAAGAGGUUUUCAGAGUUUAGUUUGAUGACUGGGACGGUCACUGCUGCAAUGGUUGGAAGUUCCUGAAAAGGUCCAGAGUCAGAGAUGAACAAUAACAAAACAAACUUCUACAUUAAAAUGUCUUCAACCUAUUCCAUAGUGUGUGAUUUCACACAUAGCCGUGGUUUUGAUUUCGAGACUCCUUGAGUUAAAUGUCAUACUGUGCAUUUAAAACAAAAGUUAACUCAUUUUAAAAUGUGGAUUCAGUUAACCAACAUAAAAAAGAACAAGGAUUAACUAUAGACUUUGACCUACCACAGGUGUUCAGAUGUGUUAGUCUUUGCAAAGCAUAGCCUAUAAUUUGUGUAUUUGUCGGUAAACAAGAGGACUAAAAUGACCAAACUCGUCAUUGGGCAUCAGACUCCUGUAGCCCUGAUGAAGAAAACGUGUCCUCGCUUUAGGAACUUCCAGCCAUCAGAGCGUUGACUGUUCGUCAUAAAGACAGUGCCUGAACAUGACAUGGAAAAGUUUAAUGGAUGUAGCCUCAGCUGAGGUAUGACGGCUCUGAACUGAUGAGAAAUGGCUUCAGAUCAAAAAAAUCAGAACACUUUUUUGUUUUGUUUUAUCGGUUUCAAUGCUGUUGGACUUGGAUCAACUUCUCAGGACAGGGCAUUUGCAGUUUAUGUGUGAAAUACAAAUAUGUGUCUCAAAAUAUAUAUAUGUAUAAGACAAAGAAAAAAAAUGCAUCUAAUCACAUAUAGUUUAAUCAUAACAUCCAUACAUGUCUUGCUGUAUUGCUAUUAUGAAACAUUAUGUGUGUACAUACUCCCAGUCUGUAGCUGGAUGUAGAGACUGCUGCAGACGUUUUGUGUCGUCACCGGUUCAUUUCACCUCAAAUACAUAUGCAUCUACGUCUUUAUAUGAAAACAUUACUUAGAAGUCUUUACUGUGGAGAGCACAGACUACAGGUAGGCCAUCAUAGCUCCAUGCUGCUUCAUUAUAAGUAUGCUGCAGUCAGUAGCUGAAACAUGGAGUCUAGAUUGGCCAAUCUCUCUUUCAGAGCUCUCGCACAGUAUUUCAGUCUUUUUUAAAGAACUGAAGUUUAUUUUUUAGAAAUCACUCUCCGUACUCUGAAUCUGCUUCGGAGGCCUCUGCAGAGAACAUCAUCCUCAAAGUCCUUUCCAUUAUAACAUCAUAUUAUCAGCUGCAUUAUCAUGUAACUCUGAAGACUUUAUGCAUUAACAUGCUUUAUGCGUACUGUAGAAAAAUAUGCAGUAACAACCGAGUCAGGCUCAUUUGGGGACAAAGCAUUUAUUUUCCUACUAUCAGUACAUGCACUGAGCUUCAAUGCUGAGACCAAGCGAAAGCACCAAACCACUAUGAUGAAGACGUUUGCAUUCAACUUCACAGACUGUGUAAGAACAGCUUCACUGUGGUGGAUGGAGCUGAUCUGUAUGCACUGCUUAAAGGAUCAACAUCUCAUGAAACGUAACAGAGGGGGGGGAUAUCACCAUGUUGCUCCUCCAGUAUGCACACGCAGCAAAAUGUAGAUUUUAAAUACGUUGUACAGGCUUCAUGUAAAACUGUGCAGACAUGUGUGUGUGUGUCCAGCUUUGGUACUUUAUUUUUCCUCCUCUGACUAACACCGGAGUUUCCCUCACUCUUCUCCUUCUGCUGACCUCUCACUUUAAAUUGCAUGCGCUCAUCUGUAAAUAAUGUGUUUAUAGUUGUGGCUUAAAAAACCCCCCACUGUGGGUUCAAAUGUCCCUUGUUUCGUCCCUUUGUGUGUCUCGUCUGUGUAAAGCGGUCUUAGAUGUAGGCUUGGCUGUCUUCAUCAUCUUGGAUUAUUGCAUGUUCUCUGUUUUUGUCGAGAGGAGGGAGGUGAAAGAGGAAGAGUUUGAGGCUUUUAUGGGCAUUUUACAUCAAUCAGAAUCAGGCAUCAGUCAUCUGAGCAGUUUAAAGGAUUUACACACCAAAGCGCAUCGUGCAGUGUGCUUUGGGUUGAAUUUUAACCGCUAACUUGACAAGAACUGCUAAUAUUGUUAGCUUCUUGUAAGAAAAACAGUAAGGGCGAUGUCUCAUCACAAAGAGGAACAAUUACAGUCAUGAUGGCUGCUUGGAAAAGAUGAAAACAUGUUUGGCUCGUUAAUAAA